Synchiropus splendidus (mandarinfish) is the source of this 2114-nucleotide messenger RNA. RefSeq names its product WEE2 oocyte meiosis inhibiting kinase (gene wee2). The transcript is spliced from 12 exons. Gene Ontology annotation, biological process: protein phosphorylation; regulation of meiosis I; mitotic cell cycle. Lineage: Eukaryota; Metazoa; Chordata; Actinopteri; Syngnathiformes; Callionymidae. Bases 452 to 2065 code for a protein of 537 amino acids. Gene Ontology annotation, molecular function: ATP binding; magnesium ion binding; non-membrane spanning protein tyrosine kinase activity. Gene Ontology annotation, cellular component: nucleus. The record is from RefSeq and is a predicted model, not a curated record.
UAACACCUAUCACCACGCCAUGUCCGCAUUUUCCUCCUUCAUAAACUCAUUGUCUGUCUCUCAUCCUUUCACCUGGUGGUGCGUCACUCUCCAAUAGCCCAUUAUGAGCCCUGUCGGUCCGCUCUACUUGGCCAGAUCAUCCGAGUCCGGCCGCUCGAACCGUGUUUCCAAAAUGUUCCCACCAUCCUUCAUCACCUCGGAAUCAGGAUUUUCGUUUGAAACGUGUAGGCCAUACAUAGCUGAUAAUUCACCCCAAGUUAAUGCCUUAAACGGAACGAUAAAACAUUUUAAAAAAUGGCCCAAUUGAAUCAUGUGACCUUCGUGGCCAAUCACAGACGCCUAACAAAACAGGUGAUAUAAUUUACUGCCGCCGACCGAACGGCGUUUAGUUCAAACGUGGUUGUUUCCAAGUCGACUUUUUGUGUUCAGUUUUUUAGGAAAAGGCAGCAGCAUGGCCCCAGUAUUAGAAGGAAACCGUAAGAAGCAAGACCCCUAUGGUUGUGAGGACGAAGAAGGUAGCAGCAGCGACAACUCGGACGACGGCAACUUCGCACUCAGUGGUCAAAACAUUACAUUCCGGACGCCCAAGAGCAAUCGGCACCGCAGCAAGAGCAAUGUCUUAUCUCCCUUUCAGAGCAACAGUCCAAUUCCUUAUGCAUCCUGGAAUAAACUGAGGCUCUGUGACUCUCCCAGUACACCAAAGAGUCUCCUCUCCAAAUCCUCUCAGCCCUUCUCCAGCACAAAAACACACCGUGAAAAGAGGACACUGCAGUUCAGUUCGUCAUCUGUGAGUCUGAUCCAAGCACCUUCAGUCAACGUGAACCCAUUCACCCCUGAGACGGUGCACAGGAGCAGCUGGAAGAGUGAUGACGACCAUGAUUAUGGACGCAGGAUGAAGCACAGCCUCACGUCAUCAGAGGAGGAUGAUGAAGCUUUCCUCCCUCCAAAGAGACAAGCUGUCCAAGCCUUGAUGUUGUCACGAUACGAGAGUGAAUUCCUGGAGCUGGAGUGCAUCGGCGUGGGCGAGUUUGGGUCGGUGUACAAGUGCGUUAAGAGGCUGGAUGGUUGCUUGUACGCCAUUAAACGAUCGCGGCGGCCCCUGGCAGGCUCAGCUGAUGAGCAGCUGGCCUUGAAGGAAGUGUAUGCGCAUGCUGUCCUCGGCCAGCAUCGCCAUGUGGUUCGCUAUUACUCAGCGUGGGCCGAAGACGACCACAUGAUCAUUCAGAACGAAUACUGCAAUGGUGGAAGCCUCAAUGAUGCAAUCAUGAAGAAGGAGAGGGAGGGUGCGCUGUUUUCCGAAACGGAGCUGAAGAAUUUACUGCUCCAAGUGUCUCUUGGACUCAAAUACAUCCACAGCCUGGGUCUUGUUCACCUGGACAUCAAACCAAGUAAUAUAUUUAUUUGCCAGCGGCCCAGCACUAGUGCUGCAGGUGAAGGGGAGAGUGAGGAGGAGGAGGAAGAUGGAAGUGGAGCAGCUGGAGUUGUGUUUAAAAUUGGGGAUUUGGGUCAUGUGACCUCAACAAACAGUCCCCAUGUUGAGGAAGGGGACAGCCGCUUCCUGGCCAGUGAGGUUCUCCGUGAGGAUUACACUCAUCUCUCCAUGGCAGACAUCUUCUCCCUGAGUCUCACAGUUCUGCUGGCCGCUGGUGCUCCCCCGCUUCCCCAGAACGGAGAAGAAUGGCACCGGCUCAGAGAUGGGAACAUGCCCAGCCUACCUCAGGAGCUGUCCGCGCCUUUUGCAGAGCUUCUUCAGGCGAUGAUGGAUCCAGACGCGAGCAAACGUCCAUCGGCCAGGGAGCUCUGCAAACACACAGUGCUGAGGGAGGAGAGGACUGGACGACUGGCUGCUCAGCUGAAGAAGGAGCUGGACAUAGAGAAGUUCAGGACAGCCAUGUUGGAAAAGGAGCUUCAAGAGGCUCGCCAGGCUGCGCUGUCACCCAGACAGGCCCUUCUACAUGUGACGACCGACUCUGCCAAAGUUGCAGCUCCUAAAUCGGGCAGGAGGCUUGUGGGUCGGAGAACUGCGAGAUCCAUGAGUUUUGGCUGCCCUGGUUAUGGAAUCUGAUUUUCUUUCUUCAAAUGGAAAUGCUACAUGUGUCAAGCAGUCUAUUUGC